AUGGUCAAACACCGCAUAUGUCGAUACGAUGAUACGAUAGGGGUCGACUACGUUAGGGAUUUCGUGGCGCUGCAACAGCGGACCCAUCUAACAGCACUGAAACUGUACCACCAAGAGGUCUUCCGGAAGUCGCGUGAGAUAGAACGGAAGUUCGAGAAGUUGAAGAGCUCGGUGAAGGGCGAGAUUAGCGAUUAUAAUAUCAAUGUCCAUCGUAUAGGUAAUUUUAAACCCUCAGGAAAUAAUACUCUCCUGUUUUAUGAUAGUGAAAUAAGAAGUGAUUUUCAUGUCGAUGUAAUAUACUGGCAGUUGCGCGAUUGA
This is a messenger RNA of Babesia bigemina, 318 nucleotides long. RefSeq lists its product as hypothetical. The record is from RefSeq and is a predicted model, not a curated record. Bases 1 to 318 code for a protein of 105 amino acids. NCBI's taxonomy places the organism in Eukaryota, Apicomplexa, Aconoidasida, Piroplasmida, Babesiidae. The transcript is spliced from 4 exons.